This is a messenger RNA of Strongyloides ratti, 1488 nucleotides long. RefSeq names its product Potassium channel subfamily K member 18. Bases 1 to 1488 code for a protein of 495 amino acids. Gene Ontology annotation, molecular function: potassium ion leak channel activity. Gene Ontology annotation, cellular component: membrane. Gene Ontology annotation, biological process: stabilization of membrane potential; potassium ion transmembrane transport. The record is from RefSeq and is a predicted model, not a curated record. The transcript has 5 exons. Lineage: Eukaryota; Metazoa; Nematoda; Chromadorea; Rhabditida; Strongyloididae.
AUGAGAAUUGAAUAUGGUAACAUUAUACUUCAUUUAACCAAAAAGAAUUUCUUGAAUUGUUUCAAUUUUUAUUUAUAUAAAUUUUUUUUUGUAAUGCUUCAACGAAGAUCUUUAAAUAAUGAGUUACCUGAGAGGAAAGGUUUGUUAUCAGAUUUUGAUAAUAAUGAUAUUCCUCCUGAUAGUAUACCACCUGCUCCACCAGAUCCUUGGAAUAUUGAUGAUUUACUUCCAGAAGAACAAGAGUUUAUAAAUCCAAUGCCAUUAUGGAAAAAGUAUGGCAAAUUAAUUUUAUUUCACAUAGGAUUAUGUUUUUUAAGUUUAUUAUAUAUAAUUGGUGGAGCCUUCAUUUUUUUUCAUUUUGAAAGACCUAAUGAGUUAGCAAUCAGAUCUGAAAAUAUAAAUAAAAUAAAUGAAGAAAAAACAAAAAUGCUUAAUCAUGUUUGGGAAAUGCUUAAUGAUGAUACUUUAUCAAAAGAAUAUAUUGAAGAACAGGCUAUGGAAUAUAUUGAUAAUGUUACAAGAUUAUUGUUUGAAGCAUUUGAUACACAUUAUAUAACUGCAACACAUUUAAAUCAAGGAAUAGAUUCUAGUGAAGAUGAAUAUUCAUGGACAAUUACUACUGCAAUAUUUUUUACAACAACUCUUUUAACAACUAUAGGAUAUGGUAAUCUUGUUCCCACAUCAUUUUAUGGAAGACUUUUUUGUAUUGUUUAUGCUUUAUUUGGUGUCCCUUUAAUAUUAAUAACUGUGGCAGAUAUUGGAAAAUUUCUUUCCGAAAAUAUAAUUCGUUUAUAUGGUGCAUAUACCAGAGCAAAAAAGAAGAUUAAUAAGAAAUAUAACGAGAAAAUGAACAAUAAUAACAAUAUCAUUCCUAUAGAUGGCCAAUUUGAAGGAGAUGAUGAUAACACAAAAGAAAAAGACCAGUUAAUGCAAUUUGGUUUGGGAAAUUAUGUAGCAAUUCCAAUCUUACUAAUUGUUACAAUUCUUUUAAGUUAUAUGGCAAUCGGAGCCUUAAUAAUAGCAAAUUUAGAGGGAUGGCAUUUUUUUGAAGGUUUUUACUUUAGUUUUAUUACAAUGACAACUGUAGGAUUUGGAGAUAUUGUUCCUCUCAAUCACCGUUUCUUCUUUUUUGACUUAGCAUACAUUAUUGUUGGUUUAGCAAUAACAACAAUGUGCAUUGAUUUGUUUGGUGUUCAAUAUAUAAGAAAAAUUCAUUAUUUUGGAAGAGCAAUUAAAGAUGCUAGAUUUGCAUUAGUUAAUGUUGGAGGAAAAAUGGUUCAUGUUCCAGAUUUAAUGAGAUACGCAAGUGUAUUACAACAAAAAUAUGGACAAAAAAAGAAUAACAAUGAAGAUAUAAAAGGAGCAUAUGCACCAAAAGAUUUACCUCUAAUACGAUAUAUUGAUUAUGGAGCAAUGGCAUCAUUAGAUUCUUUAUCAAGUAUUUUUAGUACUGUAUUUGGAAAAAGCAGACAGCCUAGUAUGGUAUAA